Alligator mississippiensis (American alligator) is the source of this 7227-nucleotide messenger RNA. RefSeq names its product ST3 beta-galactoside alpha-2,3-sialyltransferase 6 (gene ST3GAL6). Lineage: Eukaryota; Metazoa; Chordata; Crocodylia; Alligatoridae. Bases 384 to 1442 code for a protein of 352 amino acids. The record is from RefSeq and is a predicted model, not a curated record. Gene Ontology annotation, biological process: glycolipid biosynthetic process. Gene Ontology annotation, molecular function: beta-galactoside alpha-2,3-sialyltransferase activity. The transcript has 12 exons.
GCGGCGUUUGGUCCCGCGUCUCUUGCUCCCUGGAGGCGGCCGUCCCUGCCCCUGCCCCUGCCCCUGUCCCUGCCGUGGCGCCAAAGCGGCUGCAGCUCGCACUCGCAGCCCUGCGGGCGGGCAAGGGGCGGGGGCCGAGCCCGGCGGGGCAGCGCGCACACGCGCCGCCAGAGCAGCUGCGGAGCCGGCGGCGGCCCGCCGGGCGCGCUGAGUGGCCCCGGUGGCUCUGCCACUUGCUGCCGACCAGUACAGAGACAAAACCAACGUCAAGUUUAAAACUGCGACCUUCGCUUCCCUGCCACUGAGAAGCAAGCCGUAAGCAGGGCCCCUGGGCCCAGGCCCCACUGGCUCGUGGUCAUUUCAGUCCCAUUUCCCUUGUUAAGAUGGACCACUGGCAAAGGGUAGUGGUCAGAAGAAAUAAAGAACUCAGGAUCUUUACUUUGAACUCAGUCAUGAAACGGUUCCUGCUGGUGAUUAUCCUGGUAGCUGUUCUUAUGUAUGCUGUGCUUCACACAAAUGUGUGGAAGACAAAUGACUACUGGCUGUCAUAUAGGACGAUGGAAAGAAAAAAUGUACUAAACACUUGUUUGCGGAAGCCAGCCUUUGCAUCACUAUUGAAUGCUGAUAAAAUAUAUCCAUUCCUGUGCUCUAAUGACUUCUUAAAAGUGGCAGCAUUCCAUGGAAGUGAUAAAUUUGAAUUACCAUAUGGUAUAAAGAGAGCAGAGAGCAAUUUUCACCUAGCCCUUUCAAGACUGGAAAGCUGUGAACUCUUCCAUAAAGAUGAUGGUGAGCCCUGUAAAAAGUGCAUUGUUGUUGGUAAUGGAGGAGUUCUUCGAAACAAGACACUAGGGGAAAAAAUUAACUCUUAUCAUGUGGUAAUAAGAAUGAAUAAUGGUCCCAUAAUAGGGUACGAAGAUGAUGUUGGGAGGAAGACAGAUUUCCGACUUUUUUAUCCAGAGUCUGUUUUUUCAGACCCAAUUCACUACGAUCCUAAUACUACUGUUGUUCUUGUUGUUUUCAAACCACAUGAUUUAAAGUGGCUCUGGAGCUUACUGGGUGGUCAGAAAAUAAAUGCUAAAAGUUUUUGGAAGAAACCAGCCUUGAACAUGAUAUAUAAGACUAACCAAAUCAGGAUACUUGAUCCUAGUAUUAUCAGAAAAACUGCACAUGAAUGGCUUCAUUUCCCUACAAGAUAUUUCAAAAAGGAAAAACCCAAGCAUCCCACAACGGGACUAAUUGCCAUUUCUUUGGCAUUUCACUUUUGCCAUGAAGUUCACCUGGCAGGAUUUAAGUAUGACUUCACUGACAGAAACAGUUCUUUGCACUAUUAUGGCAAUGAGACUAUGUCUCUAAUGAUUGAGAAUGAAUACCACAACAUCAGUGCUGAGCAAAGGUUUUUGAAAAUGCUUAGAGACAAGAACUUUGUGGUCAACCUGACAUAAAGACUGAUAAGAGAACUGAAGAGCAAUCACUAUGUUCAGCAAGAAAUAAUUGUAUUUUUUGUACUGUAUUUUUAUUUUUUAAGUGCUGUAUCUGUUUAUUGAGAUAUUUAAAAGAAGCACAGAAGCCUCACAAAGGUGACAGUGGCAGACGGCCCCUAACCAAGACUGAGGACAGUAACUCUUCUCUCUCAUGUCAUACAACCAGACUGAACUGAUUUCUGUAAAUUUAUUUAAUUAUGAAGAAAACUGCAACCUUCAGCUAAAAAGAUCAGGGAUAUGUAAGAAUAUGAUGCACACCCUUUAUUUAACAAUAAGAUUUUUUUCAAAUAAUUUCUCUUUACUAUCUUCCUUUCCUACAUCAUCAUCCUCAAGAAUUAUAUAUGAUGUCCACGGCGCUGCAAGAUCCUGAGGUAAUCUGUAAAGGGAUACCAGGUCUUUGAUUUCUUGAUUUUGGGUUUGAAAAUGAUUUAGAAUGGCAGCACUUGAUAAUUAUUACUGCAUUGGAUAGAUAUGAUAGUAUGUGAAGGUCAGCUGUUCGCAUAUUAGAAAAUGCCACGACUAUUCACAGAGGUCGACCUUUUGUUUUUAAGGCUAGUUCAACAGCUCAUAGACUGGACAGCAUUCAUUGAAUGUAUUCUGUAUACACCUAGGUUGAAGACUGCAUUGGCCAGAGAGUGUAAAAGUCAUACUGAUGUUGCUUAUGCUGUAUCUAAUGUGCAAAGCACUGGAGUUGAUAGUUCCCAGUAUUUUCCAUCACUGGCGAUGUACAAGUGGGUAAAUACUCUUCGAAGAGAAUUAAGCAGAAUGUCCUUUAAAAUGUGGAAUAAUUUAAAGAAUUUUAAAGACGGGAGUUAUCUUGUCACAACUGUCAACCUUUUUCAAAAGAACCCCAAACCACAAUGUCUCACUAUUCAGCACAGAUGAGUGGAAAUGCAGAAUCAUGAGUGUGCAAAUUACUGUUUCUCUAAGAUAAUACUUACUGAAUGUCUUGAUUCUCCUGUCAGGGGAUAGUGAUACUUUUCUGUUCUCAAAGGAUUAAGAUACGUUUUCCAAAUUAGCAUGAUUUCCUUGCCUCACUUCCCCUCUGCCUGCCCACAAACCUACACCUUCUUCCCCGCUGCUGUGCAGGGUCUCAAGGGAGCAAUCAUCACCACAAGCAUUUUCCAUUUUUCUUGAUCUUGUAUACAAAGGAGUUUUUGAGACCCUGCGUCAAGCAAUGCAGGGAAUUAUGGUUUAGCUUGUCUUUGGCUUGAUGUCCUUUGUCUUCCUCUCCCCUUUUUCUUUUUCCUGAUUUUUUAAUUUUUAUUUUUAAGCACAUAUUUCUGGAUGUACACGCAUGCACACACAGAACUGAGUGAGGGGGGAGCUGAAAGAACCAGUUACAUUUUUUUAGAACAUCACAGAUGUUCUUAAAUUUUAUUUUCAUAAAGGGCGCAGGCACCUACAUCUCAGUGACUUAAGCUCCAAGUUCAGAAGUGAUUUAGUAUUUAGGCUCCAUAUACAUUUAAAGUAUGUCUAUUGCAGUGCAGUGCAGAGAUAUGUUAGGUAGCUUAGGUCCUGGAAUCAGUUUAGCCACAAUAGCAUGAUGGCCACUUGAGAUUUAGCUCUGCUGAGAAGCAGAAGGCCAUUAUGGUAUUUAACAACAUGAGAGCUUACUUGUUUAGAGCUAGCUUGAAUAUCUCUACACAGUAUAACAUUGUGCCAUGUAGACCUCUGGCUGAGAAGCAGGGUAGUAGCCUGGAAACAGUGCUGAGUGAAUGCAGCUAGCCUGCUUCCGAUACUUUAGCUAGCUCUUUCAGAGCUACCUUGGGCAUCUCAGUGUGGCACUUCAUUAUGCAAUAUAAAUUGACCUUCAAAUACUCUUGAAAAGUUUACCCAGGAUAUUUUGCUGGAGCAUGUUUGGUUGGACAGUCAGGUCAUGAAUUAAUUGUCUCCAAUUUGUCUGUGAAAGCUUUAAGUGAUAUUAAAGUUCUGACCCAUAGCCUGGAAUCAGCCCACAGAGCCAUGUUAUUUGGCCCAUAGGGUUCCCUGGAAAUUUGGUGGCAGGAAAGCGAUAGCAGCAUUAAUUGCUCUCAGAGUGUGGCAGUUAAUUCUGCUACCACUCCCCCACUGUCAAAUUUCUGGCCUUUGGGGAGCCCUGUGGUGAGGAAGACAUGACUCCACACAACAGAUUAUACCUGUGCACUGACUCUGUGCUGGAUCCAGCCUGCAGACUGGCUUUGCACGUAGGAAUCACAGUCCAGCCCUGCAUCAGUCAUCUGGCCCAGGAGUGGGGGCUAGAGAAGUUGAGCAUUACUGCUUUACGUGAAAUCUGCUGGAUGACAUACAUCACUGUCAAGAUGAAAUAGGAAGUAAAUACCAUUCUAGUCAUCCCAGAUUUCUAGCACUUUAUUGUUCUGUAUUGGUCAUUUGAGCCCAUAUUCUAGAGAAAUCACCAAAAAGUCUGCAUCAGAGCUAUUUUGAAAGCAUGUAAAAUAAUUUGGUGGUGAUUUUUACAAUAAAUGCAUUGUAAAAAUGCCUUUAUUGCUGAGUAUUCUAAAGCAGCAUAUAGAUCUAGAUACCUAGAUAUAUUAAUAGUAGCGUAUACCAGGCAAGUAGUUGUUUUGUUUUGUUUUGUUUUGUUUUUUUUAAAAAAGAACAUAAAACACAUGAUUGAAGAUUGCUGUAGAGCAUUAAUCAGACUCCCUUGACAUAAACUUAAUAAGCAAAUCAUUGGGCAAAUAACAAUGGAGAAGCCUAAUAUUUUCUAUUUCAUGAGUGUUACAAAUACGUAAGCAUAUUUGAAUGGGUAUUGCCAUUUUUUAGAUACUUGAUUCUGGUACAAGACUAUAAAUGACUGAGUUCUGAUUUAGUUUUGUUGGAUUAAUUGGAUCUAGGCCCUUGUGAAAGAAGCAUAUCACAGGAAACUGCAAGAACAUGGGGAGUCUAAGGACUCCAAAUUAUUUUUUCCAGUGCUGUCAGUGCUCCAUCUUAGUGAAUCUUGUCUCCACUAUUUUUUCUUGUGUACACAUUCCCAUCCUUUUGAGGGAAGCUUUGCUUCAAAUUUGGGCUUAAAUUGAGUAUAUAAUUUUUUUGCAAAAACUUUCUAAACUGGCUGACAAGUUUUCUUUGGGUGAAUCUGAUAUCUUUUAUUAGACCGACCCAAAUAGUUGGAGUAUAGUUAUUAAGCAAGCUUUCGGGUGCAAAAACCCUUCAUCAGGCUAAGGAAGUUUCAGCAGCUGAUGUGUGCUCUUCCUGGACGGAAUGAAAAGGGAAAUGCAUAAAUGCCAGCCAGUUUAGAGGGGUUACAACCUACACCCCUCUAAACUGGCUUGCAUCUAUGCAUUUCCCUUAAUUGAAAAAGUUUGUUUAAAGAAAGCUGCAACUUCUGGCCACCAGAGCCACACUGAUAAUUUUAAUGUGGGAGAGCCAUUGAUAGAUGGAAAUUACAAAAGAAUCUGUGGGUGCAGUUCUCAAAAAGUACUUAGUAUAGGCCUAAUAGGCCAAAGUAGGAAAACCCAUCCUAUAAAGCUCGAAACAUUCUGGCUGGUCCAAUAUCAUGAGCAUCAAAGCAUCUAUAUAGAAUGCAUUCCUCUGCUUUAGUUCUUCAAAUUAAAAUCCUUCAUAAAGUUACCCUCAUCCCUCUGUCUCUCGAAUUCCUGCCAUGUUCAGGGCUUUGGGGGGGUUUUUUAUUCGGGGUUGUCGUUGUUAUUUACUUUUAUUUUGUUUGAUGCCUUGUCAGUGUUUUUGUCUGCAAUCUAACUUUAUAUCUGGGCAUUGCAGCACUCUUGGUUAUACUCUCAUUUUGCCAAAGGUUGACAACUGGAGAAAGUGAAAUGACACUGAGGGGAUAUAAGGAGAAAGAUUAAAUCUGCAGAAGUCCCAUAGGCACUGUACAUGGUGUUGGUGGGGGGAGGAGGUAUAUAUCUUCAGAAGGUAUCAUCCACAGGUAUACAGUUCUAUCUGUGAUACUAGGAGGUGAAAUCAUUGGUACAGUUUUAUUUCAAUGAUACGUUUGAAAGGAUUAUGUAUGCAACAGUUCUAAUUCCCCGCUGCCAUGCAUCUUGUAAGUCAUUUAUUUCUACACCUAUUCAAAGUCAGUACAGCUUGAUUUCAAAUUGGCAUAGUCGCAUUUAACAUGAAAUUUGCAUAGCUGCAGAUAACCACAAUGGGUGUCCAAUAGUAAAGGAUUACAUCUAUGCAGUCUGAUUUAAAUAUGACAUACAUUUAAAUGUCAUCAUAAGCCAGUAUUAGUCCAACAUGCCUUAAGAUGUUUUUCUACUUUAAAGAAAUCCUGAACAAUGAGGCCAGCUUUUCUGAGAGCAUAUUUCAUUUCCACUGGGUCUUGACUCCAUAUCUAUGCUUACCAGUCUUUUAAAAGCUGCUUUUUAUUUCCAUGGUUGCAACAGCACUUAUUAUUUGAAUUCUAGGGUAUUUCAGACUGUAUUCCCACAUACAGCACCAUCAUAAUGGUGAAGGAUAUAAAUACAUUUAAUCUCGAUUUUCCUUCUGUCAACUGCAACGCCACUUUAAAGGUCUCAUUCUUUUUUCCUCCCAUUUCCUAUUCUCUCAUGUGAGAGAUACUAAAAUAAAUUAGCUAUCUUACAUUUAAUGCGUAACUUUUUAAAAAGCAGUGGCAUAUUCCACUAACCAGUUUGGACUGAACAUCCCAAUCUAAGCUCAGUUAAAGUCAACAACAGGCCCUUCUUCAUGUUCAGACCAGUUUUGUUCCAUUAUAGAAGUUGCUCCUAAUUUCUUUUGCUGUGGCAAGUGUGGGAGAUGCUGGGAUCCUACAAAGGAAGAGGGUUUUGAGUUAAUGUAUUAAGGAUGAAUCCAUGAGUAUCUAAUGAGCAUUAGUGGAUUACCUUUAUCUUUCAAGUGACUCUGUAUUAACUAUACUAUAGAAUGAUGAAAAAAGUAUUAGUGUGUAAUAUGUCGUGUUUUCUAUAUAGACAAUAUACUUUUUCCUUUCAUCUGAAAUCCCCUUAAAAGGGCAUUUAAAAUGUUUCUUCACCUAAAAUACUUGUGGUUUGUUUUGUUUUGUUUUUACAUAAAGUAUGUACUUUUUAAGAGGAUGAGAAAAACAAUGGGAUUUUUGCUGAAGGAUAUAUUUGGCAAUUUUAUUUGCUAUUUGGUUUGAAUUUAACGUGCCUUUGAGUACAAGUUAUGUUUCGAAGGUAAGCUAACUGUUGGGAAAUGGAAAGACAGAAUACCAAACACAGAGGUACUGGAGUGCACAGGACUGGCCCACUUAGAAACCACUAUCAAGAAGCAGAGGUUGCGAGGGAUUGGCUGCAUCAGGAGAACAAGAGACCGUAUCCCCAAGAAUAUUUUGUAUAGUGAAGUUCAAGAUGGCUCCAGAAAGUGGAGUCACCCUCUAUGGUGGGGCUACAGUAUGUGCAAAACUAAUAUGAAAUUGUCAACAUCAAUGUAGAGAGCUGGGAGGAGCACAAAGAAUCCUGUCCAAUCUGGAGGGAACAUCUGGCACUAGGUACAACUCAACAUGAAGCAACUUUGAUCCAAAGGAUGGAGGCAAAAUGAGAAAGAAGAAAGCAGCAUAUGCUGUAAACUUGGACUCCCAACUCAAACUACAUAAGGAUCUGUGAAACUUGUAACAAGUUCUGUUGCUCUCAAAUUGGGCUUGUCAGCCACAAAUGGAUUCAUUAGACAUAUGACUAGACCUGUUACAGGUGCACCAUCAUCCAGAGGAUCGACAGUUGCCUACUAACUGUUGUUUACAAUGGAGUGUUAAAGUAGUGCAGAUUGUAAAGAGAUUAUUUUCUAUACAAUAAAACUUUUAAAAAUA